UUUUAUGGGUAGGCUGCACUACGCGUCCUGACGCGCUGAAGGUGCCAGAGAUGAGAACAACUCAAGCUGAGGAGGGUACUGUUGUAAGGAUCGCGGAUGUACAGCUGAAAGGAAUUGGAAACAUAUCAUCCUCUUUAAAAAAUGGCCAAAAAUACUUCUCUAUAUUUUCGUAUUGUAGAGGGCAGAAACCUGUCAGCCAAAGACGUAUCGGGGACCAGUGACCCAUACUGCAUUGUGAAAGUUGACAAUGAAGUUGUGGCCAGGACAGCUACCGUGUGGAAGAACCUCAACCCUUUCUGGGGUGAAGAGUACACACUCCACCUGCCAAUGGGGUUCCACACACUCUCCUUCUACGUCAUGGAUGAAGAUACGAUUGGCCAUGAUGAUGUCAUUGGGAAGAUAUCUCUCAGCAAAGAGGCCGUCGGAUCACACGCUAAAGGCCUGGACAGCUGGAUGAACCUGAUUAGGGUGGACCCUGAUGAGGAAGUCCAGGGGGAGAUCCACCUGGGUCUAGAGCUGCUGAAAGAUGCCCAGAGGAUAGGCCUGCGUUGUCACUUUAUAGAGGCCAGAGACCUGGCUCCACGAGAUAUCUCCGGCACCUCUGACCCCUUUGCCAGAAUCCUCUUCAACAACCACAGCGCCGAGACCUCUAUCAUCAAGAAGACCCGGUUCCCACACUGGGGGGAGACGCUGGAGCUGGAGCUGGAAACGGAGGAGCUGACCGAGGGAGGGAUGGUCACUCUGGAGGUCUGGGACUGGGACAUGGUGGGGAAGAACGACUUCCUGGGCAAGGUGGAAAUCCCUCUUGCGUGUCUGCAUAAGACACCUUUGCUGCAGGGUUGGUUUCGCCUGCUGCCCCUGGGAAACCACGACGACGAUGCCGGAGGCAAGCUGGGAGCUCUGCGUCUGAAGGUUCGCCUAGUGGAGGACAGGAUCCUGCCCUCCCUGUACUACCAGCCUCUGCUGGACCUGCUGGUAGAGUCAGUGAUCUCCCCUGCGGAGGUGGAGGACCACAGUCCUCUGACCAUGCUGGAGGAAGUGACCACGGUGGAGAGCAGGCAGGAUGUGGCCAUGACUCUGGUGAAGAUCUACCUGGGCCAGGGGCUGGUGGUGCCCUUCCUGGACUACCUCAACACUCGCGAGGUCAACCACACCUCGGAUCCAAACACCCUGUUUCGUUCCAACUCCCUGGCAUCCAAAGCCAUGGAGCAGUUUAUGAAGGCAGUGGGGAUGCUGUACCUGCACGAGGUGUUGAAGCCCAUCAUCAACCGCAUCUUCGACGACAAGAAGUACAUCGAACUGGACCCGUGUAAGAUCGACCUAAACAGAACCAGGCGGAUCUCCUUCAAAGGGGCGGUGUCGGAGGCGGAGGUGCGCGAGAGCAGCGUGGAGAUGCUGCAGGGAUACCUGGCCAACAUCGUUGAGUCCAUCGUCAGCUCCGUGGCUCAGUGUCCCCCGGUCAUGAGGGUGGCCUUCAAGCAGCUCCACAAGAGGGUGGAGGAGCAGUUCCCCGAGCCGCGGAACGAGGAUGUGAAAUAUCUGGCCAUCAGCGGCUUCUUCUUCCUGCGUUUCUUUGCCCCCGCCAUUCUCACGCCCAAACUCUUCCACCUGAGGGACCAACACGCGGACACUCGCACUAGCAGGACACUGUUACUGUUGGCCAAGGCUGUGCAGAGUGUGGGGAACCUGGGCAUCCAGCUGGGUCAUGGCAAGGAGCAGUGGAUGGCACCCCUCCAUCCCAUCAUUCUUUGCAGCGUGGCCUCGGUGAAAGACUUCCUGGACAAGCUCAUCGACAUCGACCACGACAGCGUGUCCGAGGCUCCCCAGAGAGCCGUGUUCCUGCCCUCGGUCACGGUGAAGGAGGGCUUCCUGCAGAAGCACAAGGCCGAGGGCCCUCAGCUCCUCUCUCGCUUCGCCUUCAAGAAGCGCUACUUCUGGCUGACCAGCGAGACCCUGUCCUACGCCAAGACUCCCGACUGGCAGGUGCGCUCCUCCAUCCCCAUCCAGCGCGUGGUUGCCGUGGAGAGGGUGGACGAGAACGCCUUCCAGCAGCAGAACGUGAUGCAGGUCGUCACCCAGGACAACGACGCCCAGCUGCACCCCAUGUACAUCCAGUGCAAGAACGUGAAUGAGCUGAACCAGUGGCUGUCGGCCAUCAGGAAGGCCAGCAUCUACAACGAGCGCAUGCUACCCUCCUUCCACCCGGGGGCGCACCGCAGCGGCAAGUGGACCUGCUGCCUCCAGACGGACCGGGCCGCUUUAGGUUGCAGUCGCACCCACUCUGCAGUGACUCUGGGGGACUGGAGCGACCCUCUGGACCCUGACGCGGAGGCCCAGACCAUCUACAAACAGCUGCUGCAGGGCCGAGACAAGCUCAGAAAACAGUACCUUGAGAUCCCGGCCAGCCAAGCCCCCCUAGAGGAGGAUGGAGCAGAGUGCAGUGGGCAGGUCCUCAGGCCCAGCCAGGCCGCUGCUGCCAGGCUGCUGGGGGUGAUCCUGGAUCUGGAGCAGGCCCACACCACCUUCCAGCGCCGGGAGAAGGAGGAGGACUCUAGCCUAAUCCUGACCCCCUGAAGUGGGGAUGCCCCAGGAGUCAGCCUUGGGGGGAUAGAGCCUGGGCACCAUCCCACCCCAGCCUCAGGGGAGGUCAGGUAAAGGACUCCUGUACUGGAGAGUAAAGGGACCGCAGAAGGCCCUCUGGACUGCUCCACCCCUGCCAUGGUUUCAGCAUGAAUGACCUCCUCCAGAGAUGAAUUCUUUAUGAACGUUGGACAAUGGCUACACGCCCUAACAAUGCCACUCUUUGACUGGGCCCCCCCCCCCCCCCCCACACACACACACACACACAGACACACACACACACAGACACACACACACACACACACACACAGACACACACACACACACACACAGACACACAGACACACACACAGACACACACACACACACACACAGACACACACACACACACACACACACACACAGACACACACACACACACAGACACACACACAGACACACACACACACAGACACACACACACACACACACACACAGUGUCAGAAAUUACGCCCUAACAAUGCCACUCUUUGACUGGGGUUUUUCACAGUCGCCCCCCCCCCCCCCCCACACACACACACACACACACACAGACACACACACAGUGUCAGAAAUUACGCCCUAACAUAGCAAAGGCUAGUUUUGGCAGUUGGAACUUUGACUAGUCAGGGCGCAAAGUGAGCCUGACGCAGGGACAGAUUGUGGUUGAGGAGGUUUCGUGUCAUCCCUGUGAUUCUGUCAGCUGUCGAGGAAUGUAAUGCAUGCCCUGCAUCAAUCAUUGUGAAAUGUGAAAAAGCUUUUGGUAUUCUCAAGUGUUGUACAGGACCUUAUUGGAGGAUGAUUAUGCAAUCUGCUUUUAGUGCACUCUACCUGAAUGUAUGCUAUUUUGAAAUUGCUUUUAUCGAUAUUUUCUACUCAUCUAAUUUUAUAUAUAUGUAUUCGCCACAACAGCAAAAAUGUAGCAAGGAGAUUAUCAGAGGUUUGAUAUAAUUUUCACAGUGGUAUAGCCUCUGAAAAGCGUAAGUAAAUGCUUUUAAAAAAGUGGCUGACAUUCCAUUAUAUGAUGCCUCUACUUAAGGCUUGUAUUUAUUAGGGGAAAAAAAUUGUUGCUGUUGUUGCCAUGGGCACCUGAGAUUUGAGAGCAUUUGACAAAGCUUCUGUGCGGUGCUACUGCUCUGUUGACUGUUGUGAAGUGGGAAAUAUUAAGAGAGAUAUCUGUGACUUUGCAGCAAUGUAAUAUUUUUAGGUAAUGUCAUGUUCAGUAAGCAUUUGCUCUCAGGUUUGUAUCUGAAAUUGUUGAGACAUCAGCAUUUGACUGAGAUGUGAUUGCUGCCAUUAUUUUAUUCAUUGUACUUUGUGCAGUAAAAGGAAAUAAUACAUUUAUUGAGAAUAUCCAUGAUUAUUAACACCAGCUAGCUGUUGUUUUAGUUGCUUUUUAAAAUUUUGAAAUGGCAACAUUUGAUUUAUUGACUCCUUCCCUCCAGUAUCUAACUAUUAUUGGUGGAAUGUUUAGAGCUGUAUUAGAUGAACAUCAGCCCCAUUGCAGGUGAGGACUGGUUUGUGAGCUCAGUGCUUUGGGAUGUGUGUGCCAUUGCUAUUGCCUAGACGAUGAGGGAGAAGUUGCCAAAAUGCCUUUUCUGCCAUGUCAAACCCUUCUCUUCUCAAGUCUACAGGAUACAUAUUUUAUAGUUGACGUGAUGUUUUACAAGAUGUUUCUUAGAACAUACUGUAUUUAAAAAUAUACAAUUUUUCUGUGUGGAAUGACGCUUUAAUGAACUUAGAGUUGUAAUAGAAAUUUAAAGUUGUAACAAGUUAUUAUAUUCAAAUGUGUUUCCAACAGUGCGAUUUUUUGCCUUUACUUUUCAUUUUGUUUCAGCGUAUUGUUUACCUCAGCUGCAAUCGACAAACAAACAAUCCUAAACAAGGCAUACCCAAAGUAAAUUGAAAGCAUGUUCUUGAACAAUUUGGAGUACAUGAGUGCUUGUGGUCUCUUUUGAAAGGUGACACUCCGAAGUUAGGGUUGGUUGGGGGGCUUCUUCUUCUGACGAGGUACUGGAUGGCUGUUGAAGGCUUUGGACAGGACAGCUCCUAUUGGGUCAAAUGAGGUGUCAAUCCAAAGGUCAGAGUGCAGUGGACAUUUUGAGACCGAGACGUCAGGGAUGUUUACAUCUGAACUUAAGUUAGAACAUAGUUUACAUGGAU
This is a messenger RNA of Osmerus eperlanus (European smelt), 4761 nucleotides long. Its product is annotated as rasGAP-activating-like protein 1. The transcript has 20 exons. NCBI's taxonomy places the organism in Eukaryota, Metazoa, Chordata, Actinopteri, Osmeriformes, Osmeridae. The coding region runs from base 142 to 2574 and encodes 810 amino acids. Gene Ontology annotation, biological process: regulation of GTPase activity; cellular response to calcium ion; intracellular signal transduction. The record is from RefSeq and is a predicted model, not a curated record. Gene Ontology annotation, molecular function: GTPase activator activity.